ACCCAAAGAUCCUUCAACUACUACUAAGAAACUUGAGUUCAGUACCGUGAGGGAUUAAUGUUUGACCGGUGACCACGUGGCAGACAUAAUUACUCUUCGUCCGUAUACCAUCAUCCUACUACAGUACAUCUAUCACUCGUGAAACAACCUUAGAAACCAGUCCCGUGCCUAUGUUGACAAUACUCUUUGUCAUUUGGUAAUGCAACAAGUUUAUGGCUCAAGUGCAUCUUCAUGCUCUCGUAUGUUAUCAUGCAUUCUCUGGGUAUCAAACUGGAUGCUCCUUCCUGUAUAUGACCGGAAUCAACCUUGAUAAACAGACAUUGCUUGUCUGUUGAAUAAAGCAUGGGUGUUCCUGGCCGUAGUGACCGACACCGCCCGGCACGCGGCAUUCCGUCUCACUCGCUGAUAAAAGCCGCGCGACGAUUUAUAAGAACUGUCGCUCUCUUGAUGAGUCAGGCUGAAUCUCGCGUGCACCGUCCCAGCAAAACACUCCUGCUCGGACCAUUCUCCCAAACUGGCUCGAAGUCGUCUCCGCUGGUCGAUAUGACUCUGAACUACGACGUCCUCUGCAUAGUUCUUUUCCAGCUUAGCUUCCAAUCUCGCCGAGGUUUGCUCUGCAUGAUGCGGACCUGCAAGGACCUGCAUGAAUACGGCUUACCGGUACUCCUGGGCUCUCCGAUUCGAGUUCAAGGCACUAAUGUGGAGGACUUCUGUCGCUUUAUUCUGAGCGACAAGGUUAGGUUUGGCAGUCUCCUCAGGGACAUUACCCUUGCAGAUUGUGGUUCUCAUGGGGAUCCAGAAAGGCAGAUCGUCCAUUACAUUGGUGAUCUCUUGGAAAUAUUCAAACAUACGAGCAUCCUGCACAGGCUGACUUUCACACAUACGGAGAACAUGUGGCGUCAUGCUAAACCUUUGCUCAAUCUAGCCUUGAACCACCCGAAUAUCAACCACCUCCUGCUAGAGAAUCUCGGCCUUCAGUCUGAACCUGAUGUGGAAGCCAAGAAUAUUCCUGCGCAGAAGAUAUCUUUAUCGUUCGGGUGGAAGCAUCUCCAUCAUGAAGUCGAUAUCGAGGAUCUCGCCCCUUUCCAGUCUUCCCUCAUGGAGUUGCGCACAGAUCUCCUUUCAUUCGAGCAUGCCAAUAUUCAGUUCCACUCCAUGCAGUCGCUCACUUUCGACUGGUUACCCGCUACUCAUUUCACCUCCAAGACGUUAUCAUACGUUUUCCCGAACCUGCGGUCACUCACUAUUCAUCGAUCAACAUCAUCUAAUGACUCUUUCACCAAAGCACAGUUAGUCUACGCGCGGACCCAGAACAGGGGCAAUGUUGGUAGUGAGACGUGGUCACAGCUAGACCAUGUGGCCGGCUACGUAGAAGCCAUUUAUAUCCUUGGCUUGACCUGCAAAAUCCGUCACAUUGAGGCAGAAUGGGAUGAUAUCCAAUUCGGCAAGUUGCUGAACGAGAUUGUCAACGACUGCAGCCCACGUUCCAUCGCGUUCAAAACCGUACUAACAACUCGAGAGGCCAUUCAGGGUCUUAGAGAUGCAUUUCGGAUGUGUUUACACCCAUCCUCAAUACUACUCCAUUUCUGCCUAUUUGAUGAUGCUAUUAGCGUCAUUGAUCCUUUGGUUAUGCAAGACUUCUUCGACUUCCUGCGCAACCUGUCUAUCUCUUAUAUCGAGAUUCAUCUUCAUCCUCAAUCCAAGUCGUUGAAAACCGUUGGCUUUGGGUGGCCGCAAGGCGAGGAUCAUUUGACCUCAUUUGCUGAGUGUAUCAUGCGAAGCAGCAAAACUAUUCAGCAUAUCCUAGUCGAAAUACCUGACAUUGGAGUUUACUUUUGGGAGGUCCACGACGACGAUACGAUUGGGAGCGGGAAAUGUCUCCGCAGGGUGUCUGGCAUGGCAGGACGUUGUCAGGACUUUGUUCCAAGAGCUCAAUGAAGUGAUGCUGACUAUCGUGUCUGAGAGGAAAGUCAGGCAAAGGGAAGGUUUGAGGAUAUUUGAUACUACUGUACGAUGCACGGUCGACGUUCCAACCCCCGUCGUUACCUUUAACAAUUUAGAAGCAGAACUGAAGGCAGAUAGAUGGAAUCAAGGCCUUGGUCCAUCAGGAGAACUGUUGAAACAAGUAAAGCACGAGACACUACCACAGCACUAUUUGAUUUUUGCUUCCGAUUGAAAGUACAGCAAACUAUAAUGCACCAAUAGUCCGUCCGAGUCUCUCGGCCAGGUACGC
Molecule: messenger RNA, 2233 nt
Organism: Somion occarium
Lineage: Eukaryota; Fungi; Basidiomycota; Agaricomycetes; Polyporales; Cerrenaceae
Source: the annotation of a GenBank genome assembly